AUGGCGACUAAGACAUGCGUACAGUGGCUUCCUAGAUCGGCAGCGCUAGCCACCCAACUCGGCCAUCAGUCUUAUGUGUACAUCUUUAGUGACAGUGGCUGUUAUUCCUAUGUUGGACGAGUGUUCCAAGGCAGACAAGAUCUCAGUCUACAAGCUCCAUAUUGUGUAACGAACAGUAUUACAUUACACGAGAUGUUACACGCGAUGGGUGGACAACACGAGCAGAGCAGGACGGAUCGUGAUAAUUACGUGGAAAUCUUGUGGGCGAACGUGAACGGUGGUCAGGGAAACAUUAACAUGCAGAAGAUGACGACGGACGAUGUAAAACCGUACGAUGUGGCAUCAGUCAUGCAGUAUUCUCUUUAUGCAUUCUCGAUCAACGGCCAACCGACAAUACGCCUGUUGGACCCGCGACUAAAUUUUCUGGCUGACUCCGCUUCAGUUCUCAGCUUUUAUGACGUACAGGAUGUUACUGAUUCUUACUCGUGCACAUCCAGUUGCGUGAAUUCCCCAACAUGUCAACAUAAGGGUUUCCUUGAUCAUACCUGUCAAUGUGUUUGUCCAAGGGAUGUAACCGGCGCUAACUGUGAAACUAUAAUCACAGAUCCAGGAUGUGGUGGAGAUAUCACGUUGGUCGCCGGAGUUCCGCAGACAAUUUUGUCCCCAAACUACCCAAGCAACUACGUGUCGGGCCAGAAGUGUACCUGGUAUUUAACGGUAAACUCCCUUACACACUGCGGAAAUAUACAGGGACUCUCCUACAUGACAGCAAUAGACAACAAAAACACAAUGAUGCUCAUCUUCGAUGCUGACUUUGUCAGUGGUAGAGCCCCGAGUAAAGGAUUCAACUUAACAGUGGAAAGUCAGGGGGCAGGUUGCCUGAACAAUCCAUGUGUUUACGGCACGUGCGUUGAUGGAGCCGGAGGCACAUACACAUGUACAUGUGACAGCGGCUUCACAGGUGUUAAUUGUGACACUCUUAUUAGUGAUCCGGACAUUACGUGUGAUUUUGAACAUGGUGAAUCGUGUUUCAUGGUGGACGUUAUGGAUGACCAAUUCGAUUACACGAUAAAUACGGGUUCCACGCCAUCUGUCGGCACUGGUCCGUCUGCAGCCUACUCAGGAACGCAAUAUCUAUACGCAGAAAUGUCCAGCCCACGAGUACAAGGAGAUAUCGCCAGACUGCAAUCCAACCUGAAUUUUCCAGUGUCAGAGAAAUGUCUCUCUUUUUGGUAUAACAUGAAUGGACCGAAUGUGGACACGUUGAGGGUCAGGGUUACAGGUACAACCUCCAGCCCAUUUGGAGAGGAUGGACGUGAUCAAGAACAUUUUUCUGCAGACGUCGACCAAACGCUUUGGUCAGAAACUGGAAAUUCCGGAGAUGUUUGGCAAACUACCAAAGUGACGCUUCCAGCAUUAACCAAUUUAAAAAUAAUGAUUGAGGCCGUGACAGGACCCAGCUGGAACAGUGACAUUGCCAUUGAUCUGCUACGUAUACAACCAGGGGGUUGUGUGACAUUACCAUGUGAUUCUUCACCUUGUUUGAACGGUGGUACAUGUGUUAACAACGGAGGUUCGUUCACCUGCCAAUGUAAAUCAAGCUUCACAGGGAUUACGUGUUCGGAUCAGGUCCCUGGUGCAACUUUGACAUGCGACGCCGAGACAGCAACUGAUUGCUUUCUGAGCAAUUCUAACGAUGGGACUUUCGGAUGGACAAGGAUUUCUGGGGAGACACCAUCUUUUGACACCGGUCCUCUCACUGCCCAAGUGGGUCAUUAUUACCUGUACAUCGAGGCGUCCAGUCCACGAGUCCCAGGAGACACAGCCAUACUUACAACAUCUUUCAACAUCGCAGAACAAGCUCAAUGCUUGCAGUUUUGGCUACACAUGUAUGGAUCAACUAUGGGAACAUUUACAAUUUACAAGGAAAGUGACGUCACCGCCACUCCGGAAGUGUUGUUUACUCGAUCUGGUGAUCAAGGCAACAAUUGGAUCCAUCACACUGUGGACAUUCCAGCGGAAGCUGGAUUAAAACUUGAGCUUCAUGGCAUCGUCGGUUCUUCUUUCACCUCUGAUGUGUGUUUGGACAAUAUUACCUUAUCGGCCGGCACAUGUGAUGGCAGUACAACUACACCGUCCACAACAACCACUCCCACCACUACAACAACGCCCACCACUACAACAACGCCCACCACAACAACCACACCCACCACAACAACAACGCCCACCACAACAACCACACCCACCACAACAACCACACCCACCACUACAACAACACCCACCACAACAACCACACCCACCACAACAACAACGCCCACCACAACAACCACACCCACCACAACAACCACACCCACCACAACAACAACGCCCACCACAACAACCACACCCACCACAACAACCACACCCACCACUACAACAACGCCCACCACAACAACCACACCCACCACAACAACCACACCCACCACAACAACAACGCCCACCACAACAACCACACCCACCACAACAACCACACCCACCACUACAACAACGCCCACCACAACAACCACACCCACCACUACCACCACGCCCACCACAACAACCACGCCCACUACAACUGGACCGCCUGGCCCUUGUAACCCAGAUCCUUGUCAGAAUGGUGCAACAUGUUAUGACUUGAUUGGGUUAGAGUAUUUGUGUGACUGUAUUUUGGGAUUUGUCGGCAGAAACUGUUCCAUCGCAUUAACUCUGGGACCAGUAUUUGACUGUGACUUUGAAUCUGGUAGCUGUUUUUUGGAGAAUGAUCUAACAGCUAAUUUUACAUUUACGGCACGUUCGGGAAGCACGCCGUCAGGAAACACUGGUCCUGCUGGCGCUGCUAAGGGCAGCAACUACAUUUUUGCGGAAACGUCAUUUCCACGUCAACAAGGAGACAGAGCUAGACUUAUUUCUAACUUCCCUACAUCAAGCGGUACCUUUGGCUCCUCAUCUUCAAGCGACCGCUGCCUCACAUUCAAAUACUCUAUGUAUGGUUCUGGUAUGGGAGAGCUGUUUGUAUCAACAAUUUCUGGAGCAAGUGCCGACUGGGUCCGUUCUGGUGAUCAGGGACCAGGAUGGAAAGCAGGAGCUAUUGAUAUACCAGCAUUGUCAGAUCCACAGAUCACUUUUGAGGCUGUUCGCGGUUCUAGCGCUGAAGGAGAUAUAGCAUUGGAUGAUAUUUUGUUAACUGAUGGUUCCUGUGGUUGUACUCCAAAUCCUUGUUGGAAUGGUGGAUUCUGUAUAACCGUUAACGCCAACUUUGACACGGAGUGUCUCUGCUUGUCUGGCUACACAGGAUCAUUAUGCGAGAACAUCGUUCCAGGUGAAGACGUCAUCUGUACAUUUGAGGAAUUCGCGCCAUGUUUCCUACGUCAGGCCGAUGAUGAUGACUUUGACUGGGAAGUAAUCAGU
This is a messenger RNA of Ylistrum balloti, 3426 nucleotides long. RefSeq names its product MAM and LDL-receptor class A domain-containing protein 1-like. The record is from RefSeq and is a predicted model, not a curated record. The transcript has 24 exons. Gene Ontology annotation, biological process: proteolysis. NCBI's taxonomy places the organism in Eukaryota, Metazoa, Mollusca, Bivalvia, Pectinida, Pectinidae. Gene Ontology annotation, cellular component: membrane. Gene Ontology annotation, molecular function: zinc ion binding; metalloendopeptidase activity; calcium ion binding. The annotation marks the transcript as partial.